Bufo bufo (common toad) is the source of this 1160-nucleotide messenger RNA. RefSeq names its product transcription factor Sox-17-alpha-like. Gene Ontology annotation, molecular function: DNA-binding transcription activator activity, RNA polymerase II-specific; RNA polymerase II cis-regulatory region sequence-specific DNA binding. The record is from RefSeq and is a predicted model, not a curated record. Gene Ontology annotation, biological process: anatomical structure morphogenesis; angiogenesis; vasculogenesis. NCBI's taxonomy places the organism in Eukaryota, Metazoa, Chordata, Amphibia, Anura, Bufonidae.
AUGAGCAGUCCUGAUGGUGGAUACUCCAGUGACGACCAGCUCCAGGGAAAGUGCUCCGUGCCAGUCAUGAUGCCCGGCCUGGGCCAGUGCCAGUGGGCGCCUGACACCAUCACCUCUUCCAUGGGGGAGACCAAGGGCAAGGGCGACGCUUCCAACCCCAGGAGUAAAGCCGAAGCCCGGAUCCGCCGCCCUAUGAACGCGUUUAUGGUGUGGGCGAAAGAUGAGCGCAAGAGACUGGCCCAGCAGAACCCGGACCUGCACAACGCCGAGCUCAGCAAGAUGCUAGGGCAAUCAUGGAAGUCCCUGACUCUGGUUGAGAAGAGACCAUUUGUGGAGGAAGCUGAGAGAUUGAGGGUGCAGCACAUGCAGGAUCAUCCCAACUACAAGUACAGACCACGGAGGAGGAAGCAGGUGAAGAGGAUGAAGAGGGCAGAUGGAUGUCUCUACCCAGACACAGAUCUCCCCACCUCUGCAGUGCUCAGCACCGGUGAUGGACUCAUGGCAAUGGACAAUUUCACCAGAGGUUACACUGAGCACAACCAAGUCUCCCAGAACAGCCAUUACAAGGAGCAUCAAUCUGUGGGACACUAUUACAAGCCCUACAACAUGCCAACAUCUCAGAUGACCCCACUGCACUACUCCUCCUCCUCAUCAUCAUCACCCACCCAAGAGGAGAACCAUAUGAUGUCCUAUACUUAUGACACUUCCUAUUCCAUCCACUUUCAGCAGAGCAAUCCAAGUUCAAUGUAUGGAAGACUAGUCCCUCAGGCAGAACAAAGUCCAUUGGGGCAUCAUGAGGAGGUCUCUCCACAUUUUUACUAUUCCCAACCCUAUGUGCCUUCCAGCAGAGCUCUGCAAGUGGCACAACUAGAACACCCAUCACCUCCUCAUGAGCCUGAACCCAUCAGUAGAGAAGACCCCAUUCACCAAAAUCAACUUGUGGGAGACAUUGAUAAGAACGAGUUUGACCAAUAUCUUCUGUUUGAUGUGAAGUUUGAUACAGAGCUGAAUUCUCAUCCAGGUGGAGUUGAUACCACCACCAGUUUGCUGCCAUCUUUGAUCUCAGAAUCAAGUAAUAUUUGUUACUCCAAUUACUGUAGUGUAUGAAGCACUUUUCAUUCCUUGAUAUACUGUGAUGGCCAAUGGGACAUUGAAAGCAA